CAUUCGGCUUGGACUUCAGUGUUCCAAAUGUUCUAAGCUCCCUGGGCAAGAUGUGUCUGCUUAUUGCAGAGGCCUCUGUUAUUGUGAAAGAGUGAGGGUACUUAGGAUGAAGGGAAUGUGGACCCUCAGGACUAAAGCAGUGGGAGAGGCCCGGGAGGUGGGGCCUGGGGAGGCGGGGUCUGCUCUGACGUCACCAAGCCCCUGAUCGUAGAGGAGAUGGUGGGCGCAGGCUCUGGAGGCUCAAGCGGAGGAGGGGAAAGAGGCUUUCUGCUAAUCAAGAUGAGUGAUAAACCAGACUUGUCAGAAGUGGAGAAGUUUGACAGGUCAAAACUGAAGAAAACUAACACUGAAGAAAAAAAUAGUCUUCCUUCAAAGGAAACUAUCCAGCAGGAGAAAGAGCGUGUUCAAACACUGUAAAAUGGGGAUCUCCUCCAAAGAGCAUAUUUCAACAUUGCCUGACAGUCUUGGUUUUAGGCUUGCUUUUUGUAAACCUAUGUGUUUGUAAAGAUUUCAGGCAUCUUCUGAUUUCUUCUUAACUGUAUUCCCUGGCUAAGGUAGUGAGUGUUUCCUUAAGUUCCUUUUUAAAUUUCCCAUUGGUAUGUAAAUUCCAAAUGGCAGAUGCUGUCAAUAAUCUUGGCAUUGAUGACCUUUGUAUGUUUAGUCCUUGUGUCUCAUACAGGAUAAGCCAAUUUUAACCUUCUACAAUGGAUGCCUCAAUUGUUUCAUAAUCUUCAUGAAGAUGCAUCCUUUGGCAGCUUCUUAUAGUUUAUUUUCACUUCCAAUGUAGCAAUAAAAUAAUAAAUAUAAUA
Messenger RNA from Pan troglodytes (chimpanzee), 809 nucleotides. Its product is annotated as thymosin beta-15A. The coding region runs from base 217 to 417 and encodes 66 amino acids. Gene Ontology annotation, molecular function: actin monomer binding. Gene Ontology annotation, biological process: regulation of cell migration; actin filament organization. NCBI's taxonomy places the organism in Eukaryota, Metazoa, Chordata, Mammalia, Primates, Hominidae. Gene Ontology annotation, cellular component: cytoplasm. The transcript is spliced from 3 exons. The record is from RefSeq and is a predicted model, not a curated record.